Messenger RNA from Ailuropoda melanoleuca (giant panda), 1074 nucleotides. It is a transcript of the gene CCL28, whose product is annotated as C-C motif chemokine ligand 28. Lineage: Eukaryota; Metazoa; Chordata; Mammalia; Carnivora; Ursidae. Gene Ontology annotation, biological process: immune response. The transcript has 3 exons. Gene Ontology annotation, cellular component: extracellular region. The record is from RefSeq and is a predicted model, not a curated record. Bases 274 to 618 code for a protein of 114 amino acids. Gene Ontology annotation, molecular function: chemokine activity.
GAAGAAGGAAAGAGCUCCAGCUGAUUUUAUACAGAUCCUUCUUGAGGCUCUGAGACCAGGGUCAAGGCAUUUUCCCCAGGCUCUGGGGAUUACCUGAAGUCAGCACAGACAUUCUUGCGUCAUUGUUGACAGGAGUCUUGCCCGAGUAUACUUGGUCUGAGCUAAGACACCAGGUUCUAGGACUCUGACUCAGACUCUGUAGAUACACAACCAAGGAAAGCAUUCUUUCUCUUCUUCCCCAGUGUCCUGGACACGUAGUUGCUUCUCCUUGGAAUGUUCAACUCCCUCUCUCAAUCAGCCAUACUUCCCAUUGCCUCCAGCUGUUGCACUGAAGUUUCACAUCAUAUCUCCAGAAGGCUUCUGGAGAGAGUGAAUCUAUGUCGCAUCCAGAGAGCUGAUGGCGAUUGUGACUUGGCUGCUGUCAUCCUUCACGUCAGGCGCAGAAGAAUCUGUGUCAGCCCGCAUAGUCACGUUAUUAAGCAGUGGAUGAAAGAACAAGCAGCCAAGAAAAACGCUAAAGGCAACAUGUGCCACAAGAAGAAACACGCCGGCCAGAGGAAAAGUAAAGGGGCACAUACAGGGAAACCAGAAACCCAGGCCCAUAAAACUCCUUAUUAGAGCGUUUAUAGAUGGACCUGCACAGACAAUUCCUCAAGUGGACUUGGCCAUGGUUGCUUAAAUUUAUUUUGUGAAUAUUCCUUAUUGGGAGUCAACAGGGCAAAACAUAAUAUACAUUUUAAAGGAACAAUUAUACAAGGUGCAAAUGCGGCUAAUAAUAUACUCCUCUGAAAAUGAAAUGAAAAGAUAGUGCUUGUCUUCAUAUCAUAUUUUAAGAGCAGCACACAGAUCUAAUUUCUCCAACCUUUUUUAUUAUGAAGGUUUGCAAACCUACAGAGAAGUUGAAAGAUUGGCACAAUGAACACUCGCACACCUUUCACCUAGAUUAAUAAUUGUUAAUAUUUUGCCACAUUUUUUUCUCUCUCUUCUCUUUUUGCAUGUGUGUAAAACAUUUUAUGUCUAAAUAUAUUUUUUUUGCUAAACAAUUUGACAAUAAGUUGCAAAUGUUGUAAUACU